GUCUUUCGUCAUUCAAAAAUUUUAAUUGACGAUAUUUUUUCUUACUUGGAACAACAGAAUGUUUUCUGUUGGGAUUGUAGAUGCAGAUUUUUACGUGGGAAAAACUAUAGAUGGCUUAAAUAUUUUGUUUUCUAAAUUUCGCGAGGGGAAUGUUAACCGUGUUCCAGUUUUGAGGAUAUUUGGCUCAACUCCUGGUGGACAGAAAACUUGUGUUCAUAUUCAUCAAGUAUUUCCUUACUUAUACAUACCUUACGAUGGAACUAAACCCACAGAUAAAUAUCUGAAACAAUUUACGACAAGUGCAGACUUUGCUGUUCAAGUUGCGUUCUGUAGAACAUCAUCUUCUAUGAAAUAUGUUCAUAAAACUGAAAUUGUUAAGAAAAUACCAUUUUAUGGUUAUCAUGAGAACGAAGAAGAGUUUAUUAAGAUGGAGUUGUACAAUCCAAGAAUAAUUCCCAAACUUGUUGAUCUUCUUCAGAAUGGAGCUAUAUUGAACAAGUCAUUUCAACCACACGAAGCUCAUGCUCCUUAUAUUCUACCUAUUGUGUUGAAACACCUGUAUUGAAUCUUGAGAAAGAAUU
Molecule: messenger RNA, 581 nt
Organism: Xenia sp. Carnegie-2017
Lineage: Eukaryota; Metazoa; Cnidaria; Anthozoa; Malacalcyonacea; Xeniidae
Product: DNA polymerase zeta catalytic subunit-like
Exons: 4
Coding region: 59-565 (168 amino acids)
Biological process (GO): error-prone translesion synthesis; double-strand break repair via homologous recombination
Cellular component (GO): nucleus; zeta DNA polymerase complex
Molecular function (GO): DNA-directed DNA polymerase activity
Source: RefSeq, a predicted model, not a curated record